Molecule: messenger RNA, 1200 nt
Organism: Aegilops tauschii subsp. strangulata
Lineage: Eukaryota; Viridiplantae; Streptophyta; Magnoliopsida; Poales; Poaceae
Source: RefSeq, a predicted model, not a curated record
AUGUGGCAGCGUCCCCGCGCCGCCGCCGUGGCCCGCCAGGCCCGCCGCCGGCCCGUUGGCCCGCGCGCCCCCGCGCGCCUCCGCCGCCCUCGCCGCCUCCGGCGCGCCUCCACCCCGCCGCCGCGGUACCCCGCACCGCCACCUCCCGCGCUCGGCCGCCGGCGCCGCCGACCGCCGCCGCCCGGGGCCCCGCCGCCCUUCGCCACGCCGACCGCCGCGGUACCCCGCACCGCCACCUCCGCGUGCGGCAUGUCCUUGGAAGAUGAUCCGUUCUGGAAAAAGAAGUCGCAAGAUAAACCGGCGAAGACACCUCAUGUCAAGACUAAGGCCACCAAGAGGCCUGCCAAAAAGAAAAAUGUUGAACCGUCUGAACCAAACGUUGAUGAUGAUCUGGAUAGUCCGGAUUCAGAGGAUGAAGCUGAAGGCAGCCAAGCUGAUGAUGUAGUGGGAACACCUCAUUCAUCCUCUGGCGAGUCAACGGCCACACAACUUCCAACCCCCAAGAUGGUUCCUGGUGCCAAGCCUAGACCCAGAAAGAAGGCCCGGUUAAAUAAACCGGCUGACGACAAUGUAGUAAUUGAACUGGAAAAAACUCCAAAUCCGGAAGGAACAAAUGCUGACGCCAUGCUUGAUGAUCCGCCACCACAAGAUUAUGAUUUUGUUGUUGAACAACUGGAGGUUGUUCCAAUGGGACAUGCUGAUAAAACGACAAGCCCGGUCCGAGCUACUGACAAACCGUCAAGCCCAGUCCGCGCCGCUGAUAAACUGUCAAGCCCAGUCAAGGCUGCAGAUGACAAGGCUGAUGAUGUUAUGAUUACUGGCGUUGGUCACACCACCCCUGGUAAUCCUAUUGCUUUAUCAAAGCAUAGUGCCAAAGAAGAGCUUUUUCCAUGGGCAAAGGCUAAGCUGAGCAAAAAGGAAGCCCAAACCGUUGAUCUUCAAGCGAACAUCAAAUCCCAGCAAGCAGAAACCUCCAAAGCCAAGGAUGAACUGACCAGUGCCUUAUCAGCCAUGGAAAAGCUGAAGGAAAAUUUCAAGAAGGAGCGGGCGGAUUGGGACAUAGGGAAAACCGCAUUGCAAAAGAGAGAUGAAGAUGCAGAAGCAACCCUUAAACCAGUGGCAGAAGAGCUGACUGGUUUAAAGCGGCAGAUAAAUGCCAUGACCACUGCUAUGGACUCGCAUUACCCAUCUGGGCUCUGA